This is a messenger RNA of Lucilia cuprina (Australian sheep blowfly), 1357 nucleotides long. Its product is annotated as cilia- and flagella-associated protein 91-like. Bases 53 to 1270 code for a protein of 405 amino acids. NCBI's taxonomy places the organism in Eukaryota, Metazoa, Arthropoda, Insecta, Diptera, Calliphoridae. The transcript has 2 exons. The record is from RefSeq and is a predicted model, not a curated record.
GUAUUACAAACGUUUACGAGUUCAGAGUAAAACAAGAUCAACAUUAAGAAACAUGCGUUCCUACAUAAUUAUAGCAUUUAUUGCACUGGCCGUGACUUUACAGCAGGCCCAAUCCGCCAGUUUGUCUAAGAAUACAAAUGGCAAGAGACAAAUUGUUGAGGAUGAGAUUGGUGGUUCAGCUAAGGGUGGUUUAGGGGGAAGUGUAGGAGGAGAUAUUGGAGCUAGUGCCGGUGGCGUGGCUGAGGCUGGUGGCGCUGAAGUUGAUGAGAAAGCUGGUAAUAUUGCUCAGGGAUUGAUUACCGGAGGAAUUAAGCCACCUAAAGCUGGAGCAGAAGGUGAAGCCGUAGCAGAAUUAGGUACAGAAGAAGAAGUUGGCCUUGGAACAGGAGCAGGUGCUGAAGUGGAAGACGCUCAAGAGGAAAAUGCUGAGAGUGCAGCAAAUCUUGCAGCUCAACAUACGAUUACAAAAUCAAAUAAAAUAGAGGCUGGAGCUGGUGCUGAAGAAGAUGAACCCGAGGAAGAAGCAGAUCAAGGUGAUGUUGCUGUUGCUCAAAUUAAAGAUAAAAUGCCGAGAAGAGACGAUCCUGUAGAAGAAGAUUCAGAAGUGGUUGAUGAGGGAAAACAAGAAAAGAAACCUGCCGCCGUUGCAAUUGCUGAGACAGAGGAAGGUGACGAGGAGGAUGAUAAAGAAGCUGAAGCAGGAGAAGAAGGUGAAGCGGAAGCUGAAGGAGAAGCAGGACUAUUAGCAGCUGCACCAAACGGAGAAGCUGGAGUAAAAGAAAGUCUUGCUCUAGGAGAUGAAGCUGAUGCAGAAAAUGAAGCUGAUGUAGAAAAUGAAGCUGAUGCAGAAGUUGCAGCUGAUGCAGAAGCAGAAGCAGAAGCUGUAGAAGAUUUAGUUAAAGGUGUUGAAGGUUUAAUUAAAGGUGCAGCGAGUGUAGGAGGCGAAGCUGGUGAAGCUGUUGAUGAAGUAGUUGGAGCAGAAGCUGUUGCUGAAGCUGUUGAUGAAACUGAAGCUGCAGCUGAUGCCGAUGCCGAUAGUGAAGCUGCAGCAGAAGCAGUUGCUGGUGCUCAAGCAGAAGCUGGUGCCCAAGCAGAAGCUGGUGCUCAAACAGAAGCUGGUGCUCAAGCAGAAGCUGGUGCUCAAGCAGAAGCUGGUGCUGAAGCAGAAGCUGCUGCUGAAGAUGAUGCUGCAGCUGGAAUAGCAGGCGAUGCUAACACAGCUGGCCUUGAAGGUAAACAAGAAUUAGCAGGCGAAGCUGCAGCAGAAUGAGGUGCUGUAGGAACCGCUGCAGGUCAAAAACGUUUAGGUUUGUUUGGAUUUCCCUUACCCCUUAAAUAAAUAUCCAUAAAUUUUUUA